GCGAUCUCACUUGUUCUGUGAUUUUGUGUGAAUUAUGUGGAAUUAAUUACUACAUAUUAUCUAAAAUUUAAUAUUUGCUAUGCUCACGUAAAGAAAGUGAUUUGAAAUUAUAUUUGAACGGCAACCAAUAUUUUGAUCGCGCCAUUUGACUCGUGAAGUGAUACCAGUGAUCAAGGUUUGCAACUCCCGUCAAAAUGGUGAAAGUGUACGGGCUUCUAGUUCUGUACAAAGGAGUAAACAGUGCGACAAUUUUAAAAGAUGCCUACGACUUAUCAAGUUUUAGCUACUUCCAAAAAGGUUCAGUACAAGAGUUCAUGUCAUUUGUUAGUAAAACUAUGGCGGAGAGGACACAGCCAGCUGCCAGACAGUCAGUAAAGGAAGGAGAGUAUAUGCUGCAAGUGUAUGUGAGAGCGGACAACCUAGCAGGCGUCCUUAUUUCAGACCAUGAAUACCCCAGCAGAGUUGCGCACACAUUGAUUACCAAAAUAUUGGAUGAGUUCACAGCAAGAGUGCCCGCUACCACUUGGCCGACAGCCAACAACACAACUGUAGACUUCCCUGUGUUGCCACAAUAUUUAGUCAAGUACCAGAACCCCAGAGAAGCUGAUGCUCUUACAAAAAUCCAGGAGGACUUAGAUGAGACAAAGAUUAUCUUACAUGACACAAUAAAGGCAGUGUUAGAGAGAGGUGAAAAACUAGAUGACCUUGUUGCUAAGUCUGACAGCUUGUCUUACCACAGUAAAGCAUUCUACAAGACUGCCCGAAAGACCAAUAGCUGCUGUAACUUCUGAAGAACUAUGUGUCAUUUGAAUGGCCAUAGUUGUUUUAGAGCAAAGUAUUAAUGUUAUACCAUACAUAGACAUUAUUAAAUAAUAAAUGUGUAUUGUGUGUGAUGUGAUGUUAUAAGCUUUUGCUUAAAACUGGGAAACUCAUUAAUAUUCUGCUAUUGUUUUACUUGACUAUGAUUAUUUUGGGGUAUUUUAGAUGUACUUUGUGUAAUCAAAUGUAUAAUGUUUAGUUUUAUGGUGUUAUCCUGCUAAUGCCAUAGAUAACCAAUGUUAGUAGAAUGAUUAUUCCAAUGUAUGUUAGUAAGGUCAUAUAAACAGCUUUUUUUUCAAAUCAUAUUGCUAGUUUAGCUACAAUGCUAAGCGAAACUAAUGAUGUCAAAGUAAUCUAUGUGAAUAGCACAAGUUUUGUUAGAUUCAAUCAAUUUGUCCGUUGUAUAUUUUUAUAUUUAGUUUUGUAAUUGUCUUUGAACAUCACAAACAUUUACUUUAUACAGUUGCCUCGUCUACAAUUUUAACAAGGCCUAUUUAGUGGUUAAAAUGAUUUUAGAUGACACUGUAUCUUACUUAACAUGUUGAAUGCCACACUCGUAAUGAUGCAUACUAAAAUCAUCAUAUGUGCCUGGCGCGGCAGCGAAAGGCUUAAUGUGUGUGUAGUUUUAUGUCUAAUUGAUAUGAAUAUUACAUACUAAACCAUACUGUAUGAAUACAAUAAAGAUGUGUUAAAGUUUGUUCAACACUGGGUUUUCACAGUUGUGAUGUUGGAAUAUGUUAUCUUAUAAUUUCAAAAGUUCAAACCUAUCACCUUAUUUAUAGUAUGACGUGUGACUCAUGUUUUUUUAAUUGUAAUUGUAGCCUAAACAGAUAUUAAUGUUGGGAAUCAUCAGAAUUAUGUGUUAUUUCUUGGAUUGUACCUACUUUUUGAAUAUUGUGUCUAUGAAAUAUCUAAAUACUUAUCUCACUUAUUUUUAAUUGUGUAA
This is a messenger RNA of Cydia splendana, 1765 nucleotides long. RefSeq names its product synaptobrevin homolog YKT6 (gene Ykt6). Lineage: Eukaryota; Metazoa; Arthropoda; Insecta; Lepidoptera; Tortricidae. Gene Ontology annotation, cellular component: Golgi apparatus. Bases 195 to 791 code for a protein of 198 amino acids. Gene Ontology annotation, molecular function: SNAP receptor activity. The record is from RefSeq and is a predicted model, not a curated record. Gene Ontology annotation, biological process: endoplasmic reticulum to Golgi vesicle-mediated transport. The transcript is spliced from 2 exons.